Rhea pennata is the source of this 747-nucleotide messenger RNA. It is a transcript of the gene TSPAN32, whose product is annotated as tetraspanin 32. The record is from RefSeq and is a predicted model, not a curated record. The transcript has 8 exons. NCBI's taxonomy places the organism in Eukaryota, Metazoa, Chordata, Aves, Rheiformes, Rheidae. Gene Ontology annotation, cellular component: membrane.
AAAGGAGUGAAGCAGGCCAUGGGACCGAGGUGCGGGACAAGGACCACCAAGUGCCAGCUGCUGGCCACCAGCAUCUGUGCCAUGCUGCUGGGGCUGUCGAUUGCCACAUUGAGCACGGUCACUCACUGUGGGAUCCAUUUCACCCUCAUCAGCAACAUUGCGUUUGAGAACAACUCAUAUAGAGUUAUCCACAAUGCAGCUUUCUACAUCGGGAUCUAUCUCAGCAUGACCUUGAUCCUAGCCGCUCUGCUGAGCUCUGUUGCCACAGUGCGGGAAUCGGAGCAUCUCUCUGCGAUGGGAUUUUUCUGUUUUGCUCUUGCAUUCUGUGGAUUGGUACCAGCUGCCUUCUGGAGAUACACUCACAGGACAGAGGUAGCAGACAGCAUGAUGGAUGUGUAUGACUUUGUUUACGAGGAGGUGAGGAAGAAUGCUUCCAGCUUCAGGAGGCAGGAACUGACUGCCAUCCACGAAACAUUCCUAUGCUGCGGAAAGCACUCUCCCUUCGGAGGGGCAGGAGAUGUCGAACACAGGACGUGCCCACCAGGCUAUGCCGGGGUAGCAGAAGAGGAUUGCCUCCAAGAGAUCCAGGAGUUCGUGAAGAAGCAUAUGGAUUUUGUCUCUGCACUCCUGACCAUCACCAUCUGUUUUGUGGUUUAUGGGAUGAUUCUAACUUCAUUCCUCUGCUUCUCCAUCCACUUUAGCAACAAUCUAGACCGGAAAGGCAAAUACACUCUGUGAGAAAGGUAG